GAAAUUUCAAUUAUAAUUGUUUUACAAUGUUUUCAUUAAAACUUUACAAGUUUGGUAUUUUAUUAUUUCAUAUGAUUUUAUAUACAAAAGCAGAAAAAGGUUUAAAAAAAUCAUUAAUUCAGUUAGAUACAUUACUAAUGUUUUCGGGAUGGAAAAAUUUAAAUGAUUUGAUCUUUAUAAACUAUUACAGUAGUUAUCAUUAUCCACAAACUCUGAUUGAAAUACCUACACAUCUCAAUAAAUGCAAUCAAAAAGUAAGAGCCUUAACUAUAUAUCUUGGAUGUACAUAUGCAAAAGUUAUGAAUAAUCUUUUUUCAGUUAUUAGCAACAUUAUACAAAAUUGUGAAAAUAUAAUUAAAGAAGAGAAACGCUUAAUAAAUGGAUACAUUUGCACAGAAGAAUUCAUAAGCAUAAUAUCCAUAGUAGUUGUUCCAAUGACCACAUUGAUGAAAGGAGCUAUGGACGCUCUAGAUUUAUUGCAUAAAAGACCAUGGGUUACUAUUGAUAAACCACCCUAUAUAUUCAGUGCUUUAUUUGAGAGAAUAGAAAAUAUCAUUAACCAAUUAAACAAACUAACUUUAACACGUUAUAAUAUAUCUUCAUACUUGGAGGCAUUAAAAUAUAUAUAUUCAUUUUCUGAAAAAGUAAUAUUUGAUAUAAACAAUGAAUCUUCAUCGUAUUGUAAUUUUGUAACUUAUGAUAUAAAUUAUUUAUGGAACAAAUGGGUUCAAGAGCAUAAAGUCAUCAUUGGACAAGGUGUAAAAUUAGUAUUUUUAGAAUUCUUAAGUAGAAAAAUUAAGGGUUAUGUCAGUACAGUAAUUAAAGAAAAGUAUUUUAAACUCGGAUUUAAAUUUGAUCCAAUCACUGAAGAAACAUUUAUACCAGCACCGCAUGAGCUAAUUGAACUAGAAUUAGAAUUUAAAGUAACAGAUGCAACAUAGCCUCCAACGCCAAUACAAGUAGAAAAUCAAUAAGUGUUUAUUAUUUAUAUUUAUACUUUAUAACUAAUCAAAAUUAAAUAAUUAUUUCAUAAAUCUUUGAAUAAUAAUUAUUCAAUGAUAUUAAUAAUUAUUAUUAACACAAUAAUUUGAUUCGUAUUUUAGUUUAUGUUAUCCCUUAUAAUAUUAGUAUAUAGUAUGAUUACAAAUAAAAAUAUAAAAUGGUGCACUUUUUGAUUUAUUGAUAACUUUUUAUUUACCCGAACCUACCUCAAAUCAGUGACACAACUGACACAGCCACGGCGUUGUCACACGUUUGACACCCCGCGGUCGUGUCAGCUCCUUCACAGUCACCGCUCCACUGUAAACCGAACCGUUACACACACGCGUUAUCGUCGUGGUGUAAAGUCCAAUAAAUGCCCAGCGUCGAUACGCUGCAUACGUCGAGCAAGUCAUCUUCGUGAUACCAACGUAUGCGUACCGUCUGCGAGUAUAUAACAAGGAUCGACACGUUACUUCGGCAACUUCAGCGGGUUCCUUUGUUUUCAAUAGUUUUAAUUUACAUAUUUGUAUACGCUCCGCUUGUUUUUAUCUCUUUGUGUAUUUCAAAAAACAAUAAACGGUUUUUUUUCUUUAUAAACAACCAGUGUCGACUACAAUCUUUUUUGUUGUUUCUUUUUUUUUUUGUUUUUUGCGACGUAAGAUGUCACAAGGUAUAAAUAUAUCUUUUUUCAAUAAUGUUGACAAAGUAUUUGAUUUGCGCAAAUGUUUUACAAAAUUUACUUUAUAUUUUUAUGAUCAACUUUUAACCAUUAUUAUUAUUAUAUAAACGGCAUAUAAUAAUUAUAAUUCUUCAUAAUUACACUUCAUAUUAAUAAUAUAAAAUUUAUCAUUAAACCGGGCUUAAAUAUUAUAAAUAGGUAAAAAAGUUAAUACAUUACAAAAUUUGUAGUUGAAUUUAUUAUAUUAUAGUA
Molecule: messenger RNA, 1912 nt
Organism: Daktulosphaira vitifoliae (grape phylloxera)
Lineage: Eukaryota; Metazoa; Arthropoda; Insecta; Hemiptera; Phylloxeridae
Exons: 2
Coding region: 27-941 (304 amino acids)
Source: RefSeq, a predicted model, not a curated record